UUCUCAACAUGUGUACACACCCUGCUAAAAGGAAGGUGGACCGUGCUUUCGCUUUCACACCACACGCCAGCGGGGCUGACAGAGAGGAGCCAUGGCCGACAAGGUUCUGAAGAGCAAGCGGAAGCAGUUCAUCAACUCAGUGGGCAUGGGGACGCUCAGCGGCCUGCUGGAUGAACUCUUCCAGAACAGCGUGCUGAACCAGGAGGAGAUGGAGAGAGUGAAAUGCGAAAACGCCACGGUCAUGGAUAAGGCCCGAGCUCUGAUCGACGCCGUCCUGCGGAAAGGGCCGCGCGCGUGCCAGCUGGUCAUCUCUCACAUCUGUGAAGAGGACACCCACCUCGCAGAGACGCUGGAGCUCUGCUCAAGUUCGCGGUCUGGAAAUUCUCUCACGGACUCUGCAGCAGCGGUUUCUCCUCUUCCAGAAGACAAACACGACAAAAACCCACUUAAGACUUUGGAAUCUGUGGGCAAAGAGCUCCUAACUGACUUUUUGCAAGGCUUGGUGGAGAAAGAUGUCCUGAAACUGGAGGAAGCAGAAAAGAAAAAAUUUCAUGAUGCCAAAGCUGGAGACAAGCCCUGGGUCCUUCUGCACUUGGUGCGGGAAAAACGCAAGGAGGCAGGUCAAGCCUUUGUCCAAACUUUCGUUAAUACGGACAAGCGUUCCACCAGUGUGGAAGCUUUCGGGGAAAUCACGCCUGGGCCGGCUGAGCCAGAAGAAUCGACAGAUACUCUCAAGCUUUGUCCUCAGGAAGAGUUCAUGAAACUGUAUAAGCAGAAGGCUGGAGAGAUCUACCCAAUAAAGGAGAGAAAGGAUCGGACUCGUCUGGCUCUCAUCAUAUGCAAUACGAAGUUCGAUCAUAUUCCUAACAGGAAUGGGGCUGAGUUUGACAUUAAAGGGAUGAGGAGGCUGCUUACGGACCUUGGCUACAGUGUGCACCUAGAAGAGGAACUGGACGCUAAGGAGAUGGAGUCCGCGCUGCGGGCGUUUGCCGCCCGUCCGGAGCACAAGUCCUCGGAUAGCACUUUCCUGGUGUUCAUGUCCCACGGCAUCCUGAGCGGAAUCUGCGGCACGAAGCACAGCCCUGAAAACCCAGAUGUGCUAGCUUACGACACCAUCUUCCAGAUUUUCAACAACCGCCACUGCCUUAGUCUAAAGGACAAGCCCAAGGUCAUCAUCGUCCAGGCCUGCAGGGGUGAAAACCUUGGGGAGCUGUUGGUCAGCGACUCUCCUGCGGCUCCGACGGAGAGAAUUUCACAGAUGGGUUCCAUCCUUUCACAGAUAGGUGACAGCCUGGAGGAUGACGCCAUUCACAGGGUCCACGUGGAGAAGGACUUCAUCGCUUUCUGCUCCUCAACCCCACAUAAUGUGUCCUGGAGAGAUGUGAACAAGGGAUCUCUCUUCAUUACACAACUCAUCACAUGCUUCCAAAAAUAUUCUUGGUGCUGUCAUCUGGAAGAAGUAUUUCGGAAGGUACAACAAUCAUUUGAAAAACCAAAUGUGAGAGCCCAGAUGCCCACCAUUGAACGCCUAUCCAUGACAAGAUAUUUCUAUCUCUUUCCUGGCAACUGAAAACAGCAUCACGGGCAGUCCAGCUCUUCUUGACCAACUUCGAAAAGUACCUUAGCUAGCAUACCACACUCAUUUAACUCGUUUCAUUUCAAUAAAAAAGAAAACAAAUAAACUGUGCCCUUUAAA
This is a messenger RNA of Hyaena hyaena (striped hyena), 1696 nucleotides long. Its product is annotated as caspase-1-like. The record is from RefSeq and is a predicted model, not a curated record. NCBI's taxonomy places the organism in Eukaryota, Metazoa, Chordata, Mammalia, Carnivora, Hyaenidae. Gene Ontology annotation, molecular function: cysteine-type endopeptidase activity; caspase binding. The coding region runs from base 92 to 1570 and encodes 492 amino acids. The transcript has 11 exons. Gene Ontology annotation, cellular component: protein-containing complex. Gene Ontology annotation, biological process: proteolysis; regulation of apoptotic process.